AUAGAACACUCUUCUAGUCUCCUAGUCUUCUUCUACUACAAAGUACAAAGCAGUGUUCGUCAACUAUCUUCUUCUCACUCUGUUUUCGUUUAGAGAGAUUUUGCAGAGAUGUCGAGACGAGCAAUGGUGAUAAAGAUGCCAAUACUUAUGAUACUGAUUUCAUCAAUGGUGAUGACGAUGGUCGAGUCUUCGAGAUCAGUUAAUAAUGGUCAUGACGAUUCUGAGAUCUUACGAAGACACUUGCUCACUAAUGGCCUCGGAGUCACUCCUCCCAUGGGGUGGAAUAGCUGGAACCAUUUUAGCUGCAACAUAGAUGAAAAAAUGAUCAAAGAAACUGCUGAUGCUUUGGUUACCACUGGCCUCUCUAAGCUUGGCUACAACUAUGUUAACAUCGAUGAUUGCUGGGCUGAAAUUUCUCGUGACAGCAAGGGAAGUCUGGUGCCAAAGAAGUCAACUUUCCCUUCUGGAAUUAAAGCGGUUGCGGAUUAUGUUCACAGUAAAGGCCUUAAGCUUGGGAUUUACUCAGAUGCCGGGUAUUUCACUUGCAGUAAAACCAUGCCAGGUUCUUUAGGCUACGAGGAGCAUGAUGCCAAGACAUUUGCAGAAUGGGGAAUUGAUUACUUGAAGUAUGACAACUGCAACAGCGAUGGCUCUAAACCUACUGUCAGGUAUCCAGUGAUGACUCGAGCUCUGAUGAAAUCUGGCCGCCCCAUCUUUCACUCAUUGUGUGAAUGGGGAGAUAUGCAUCCAGCUCUAUGGGGAUCUCCAGUAGGCAACAGUUGGAGAACCACUAAUGACAUUAAAGAUACUUGGCUUAGUAUGAUCUCAAUAGCAGACAUGAAUGAAGUCUACGCUGAGCAUGCAAGACCUGGUGGCUGGAACGACCCGGAUAUGCUUGAAGUGGGAAAUGGAGGGAUGACAAAAGACGAGUACAUAGUCCAUUUCAGCAUAUGGGCAAUCUCAAAGGCUCCUCUUCUACUUGGUUGUGACAUAAGAAACAUGACCAAAGAAACAAUGGAGAUUGUCGCCAACAAGGAAGUCAUUGCUAUUAAUCAAGGUACUUGAUUACUGUUUAGCCAUCAUAUGUCCUCUUUGAACCAUGUUUGAAUAUAUACUUUUAAGAAAAUAGAAACCGUUUCUUGUAGAUCCACAUGGUGUUCAGGCCAAGAAAGUUAGAAUGGAAGGCGAUCUCGAGGUUUGGGCAGGACCAUUGUCAGGUUACAGAGUAGCUUUGCUUCUAUUGAACCGUGGACCAUCGCGAACUUCGAUUACUGCUCUUUGGGAGGAUAUUGAGAUCCCUGCAAAUAGCAUCGUUGAAGCCAGAGAUCUAUGGGAGCACCAGACAUUGAAGCAAAAGUUUGUGGGGAACUUGACAGCAACAGUGGAUUCUCAUGCGUGUAAGUUGUAUGUUCUCAAACCUGUUGCCUGAAAAUACAUGUGUAUAGAGAGAGUUAGUGUGGCUACGUCACGUUGUAUUCUCCAGUUAUUCUGUAAAAACAAUAAGGGUUCGUCUCAAAUUAAAUCUCCACAGAUGUUCUCCAAUAAAUUGUUCGAAACGAAAAUUUUGUCCAUAUAAUAAUGAAAACUCUUCGCUUUUUUAAUA
This is a messenger RNA of Arabidopsis thaliana (thale cress), 1603 nucleotides long. RefSeq names its product alpha-galactosidase 1 (gene AGAL1). The transcript is spliced from 14 exons. The record is from RefSeq and is marked reviewed. Gene Ontology annotation, molecular function: alpha-galactosidase activity; hydrolase activity, hydrolyzing O-glycosyl compounds. Gene Ontology annotation, cellular component: apoplast. The coding region runs from base 109 to 1065 and encodes 318 amino acids. Gene Ontology annotation, biological process: carbohydrate metabolic process. Lineage: Eukaryota; Viridiplantae; Streptophyta; Magnoliopsida; Brassicales; Brassicaceae.